Scomber japonicus (chub mackerel) is the source of this 3624-nucleotide messenger RNA. RefSeq names its product family with sequence similarity 184 member Aa (gene fam184aa). The coding region runs from base 1 to 3624 and encodes 1207 amino acids. The transcript is spliced from 24 exons. Lineage: Eukaryota; Metazoa; Chordata; Actinopteri; Scombriformes; Scombridae. The record is from RefSeq and is a predicted model, not a curated record.
AUGGCGACGGGAGCUGGCUGGCAGCCUCCGUACAUCUCCUCGACAAGCAGUACCACCAAAUAUACCCAAUCUCCAACAUCCAGCAUGUUUUACGACGCGGGUUUAACGCUGGAAUACACUCAAGAUCUGCAUCUGAAGAUGAGCAAGAAGAUUGCACAGCUGACCAAGGUAAUUUAUGCUCUCAACACCAAGAACGACGAACAUGAAGAGGAAAUCGAGUCUCUGAAAGAUGCCCAUGAGGAUGAGGUCCAACACAUUGUGACAGAAACCAGAGACAAAAUCAUGCAGUACAAGAGUAAAAUGGCGGACGAGGCUGACCUGAGGCGGCGGCUGGCCAGUCUGGAGGAAUCUGUCGAACUCCACGAACACAUGAAGAGACAGGCUCUAGCAGAGUUUGAGAUGUACAGACAGAGAAUGGAGGAUUCGCAGCUCUGCACCGAGGCCCAGCACACACAGAGAGUGGUUUCAAUGAGCAGAGAGGUGGAGGAGAUGCGUCGGGAUUUUGAGGAGAAGCUGCGGGCGUUCACCCACACACAGGCCCAGUUUGAGGCGGAUAAGCGGCGAGCGCUGGAAGAUCUGAGGACCACCCACCGCCAGGAGGUGGAGGAACUCCUCACGAACCAGCAGAACCAGAGCGCCACCUCCACCGAAGACCAGGAGAAACUGGCCGAGCUGCAUAGACAAGAGGUGGAGGCACUGAUGGAGAGGGUGGAGGAGCUAACGAAGGAUAAAGUCCGUCUGGUGGAAGAGUACGAGGCGAAGCUGGGGAAAGCUCAGGAGUAUUAUGAGAGAGAGCUGGAGGCCAUGAGGAGAACGCACCAGCUCACCACUGAGAACCUGCUGGCCUGGAAAAGGACUGAGGUUGAACUUCGUAAAGAGUUCCAGGCUCAGGAAGCGGCUCUCCAGCGCUCGCUGUCCAAGCUGAGGAGUGAGCUUCAGAAAGCUCAGGAGGAGGCCCGGGAGAACCGAGACAAGACCAACAGACUGCAGACGUCACUGGCCAACGCAGAGGGAACCAUCAAGAAUCUGCACAAGCAGCUGGAAGAAGCCAUCCAGGACGGAGAGAUCUGGGUGAUGCAGCUGAAAGACACUGAGUAUGAACUGGAGGGCAGCAGAGAAAGAGUUCAACAGCAGGCAACUGAAAUCCUCCAUAAAGCCAGUCAGAUUGGCUCCCUCCAAGCCACCCAGAUGUCCCACGAGGCGACCAUCAGGAACCUGGACCUGGAGCAGAACCGGCUGAAGGAGAAGAUCAGCAGGCUUGAAGAGGAGAGGGAGGGGCUUCUCAACCAGAGCCAGACCUCCAACGAGCAGCACAGACAACAAGUGCUCAAACUAGAACAGUCUCUGCGUGAGGAGCACCAGGGGUAUGAGAAGGAGCUGUCCAGGUUGAGGGCACACUAUGAGGAAGAGACGCAUCGCUUCAAGGAGGCGCAGGUCAGAGCGCUGGAAGAAAUGGAGGACAAGCAUCGGUCCAUGAGAGAGGAGGCUCAACAGGAGAAAGAGGAGGAGAAGAAAAUCCUUAUGAAGAAAAUGAGUCAGGAGUUUGAGAUCAAGCGUCUGUCGUUAGAGGAGCAGAGAGAUCGACUUCAGCAGCAACUAGACAACUUGAAAGAGGAGCUCUCGGCCAAAGUCAACAUGGCCAAUCAAGAGGUGUCCCACCUCCAGGAGCUGGUGAGGGAGGGGGAGCAGAAUAUGGGUUCGGCUCAGACACAGAUCAACUGUCUGAAGGACACUCAGGAGAAGCUCAAGAUUGAACUAGACGCAACUAGAGCCCGGGUUCGAGAGACAAGCAACCUGCUGACGGACCUACAGGAGGAGAUCGAGACCCAGAAACAGCAGCAUGAGGCCAGAGUGAUGUCCAUCAGAACAGAAGAGAAACAGAAGAUGGACAAGAUGGCGGACGACUUGGACCAGAAAUGGAGAGACGCACUGCGUGAAGAAGUGCGCUUGUUAAAGGAGGAGCUGACAGAGGAGUAUGAAGCAGACAAACAGGCAGCGCUGACUCAGCUCUCCCAGCAGAAAGAACUGGAGUUGAUGGCUGCGAGGGAAGGCUGGCAGAGGAAGGUGGAGGACCUGCUGGAACAGAUCUCAUUAUUGAAACAGUCUCUGGAGCUGCAGUUGUCUCAGUCGCAGUCAGCUCUCCAGCAGCUGCAGUCUCAGUUCAACCAGGAGAGGGAGCUGCUGAGCCAACAGCUGAAAGAGAUGCAGAGAGAACAUCAGAGGAGAGAGCAUCGAUUACAGGAGGCACACUGCUGCGCCCUGAGCACCAUGGAGGAGGCCAGACAACACCAGAUCAGGGCCCUGGAGGAGCGUCUUAAACAGGAGCAGAGGGAGGAGGUUCACGCCUUGAAAGAGGCCCACAGGAGGACCUUCGAUAUCUUGAGACAGCAGUCAGACCAGGAGCUGCAGACGCUGAGAUUUGAACUGGAGGACGAGGGGAAAGCGAAGCUGGCCUCCCUCCGUGCAGAGCUGAACCACCUCCAUGCUACAGCUAUAGAACAUCUAAAGCAGAUCCACGUUAAAGACAACACUACCGUCAAACGGGAGCUAGAGAAAGCGAUGGAGCACAGCCACCAGCAGGAACAAGAGCUACUGGUCCGUAUCUCCGACCUGGAGGCAGAAGUGUGUUCCCGUAGCAACCGCAUCACCGAUCUGGACCAUGAGAUCCACUCUCUGAACGAGACCAUUGACACUCUGACCAGAGAGCUGGAGUUGAAGGGCAAAGAGGUGCUGCGGGUGCGCAGUGAAGCUAACCAUCAGAUAAGGGCCCAUGAACAAGACUUGGCAAAGAGACGUGAAAGAGACAUGGGGGAGCUAAGUAUGGCCCAUCAUAGAGAAACGCAAAUCAUGCUGGCUGACUUCAACAAAGCCCAGGAGGUGCUCAAAGACAAGAUUUCUGCUUUACAAAUACUGUUGGAGGGGACAGAAGAGAAGUUAAGGAACAGAGAAAGCCGACCAGAAGACCUGCAGAUCAUAGCAGAGCUUAGAGAGAUGGUCACCGAAAGAGAGGCCCUGGUCAAGAAGCUGGUGGAUGACAAGAAGUUCUACCAGUUAGAGUUGGUCAACAGAGAGACGGGCUUCAGCAAGGUCUUCAAUUCCAGUGCCAAUGUAGGUGUCAUCAACCCCCUUAUUAAGUUAAAAACAGGCAGCCAAUCAGGUCACCGCUUCUCCAGCUUUCCUAGCCAGUCAGCUCUCCGAUUCGUCAGCCCUCCCACCACGAGUCAUGAAGGAGAGGAAGAGGAGGGACGGGAGGUGGAGGAGGUAGGACCAGGAGGCCGCUUUGUGCCUCCUCACUCCCCCCUCCAGAGGUCCCUCCCCCGGCUUAAGAAAUCCCUACCACUGUUCAGCCCUCUUCCUUCUCCUCUUCCUCUUCCUCACCAUCCUCCUCCUCCUCCUCUUCCUUCUUCUCCUCAUCCUCCACAUCAUGCCUUGCCGAGCCUUGCUCUUCCUCAUGCUCGUCAUCCCCAGGAACCUCAGGUGCAGCAUCAGGGCCUACAAAGCUUUAGGAGCCUUCCUGAGGCAAACACCAGAACACCGUCAGACCCGAGGGGGACGGAGACACGACAAAGCAGAGAAUAUGUAGAAAAAGAAGAGGAGCUGUAUGCUCAGUACUUCUCUUUCUGA